GUGUACAACUGCCACCGUCAUGCACAAUCUGGUGGAGCCCAAUUCUUGGAUAUUCUUGCGAUUGGCAUCGUCUAUGUGCAAGGUUGUACAAGCCGUAGUACUGUAACCCUUCCCAAAUAUGGAUCCUUUCCAGCGAAUCUCCUUUUGUCUAGGCCGUACUACCUCACAUAUGAGUUGUUGGAUCGGGAAUCAUCUGAAAAAUAUUCUUUGCUACGUGUAGUUCCAGCCUCAGAAAUACACGCCGACACCAUUGCUGAGGAAGAUGGAGCCUUAGAACAGGCUAACCUUAAAGAUGGAGUUCAAUAUGCAGCUGGAGAUCUAAAUGGAGAAGUCCCAAUGCGGUCAAAUCGGAACAUUAUCGAUUCUGGAUCUCGGCAAACCCUUAGUAUGGCAGAAAUUGAGGAGCUGAAAAAAGAAGGGACUGGUGCUGGAAAAGACUUAAUCGAAAAACUAAUGGCGAGUCACAUAGGCAUUGAACAAAAAACCUUAUUUAGCUUGGCCAAGUAUAAAUUAACGAAAACAAAAAAAUAUCUCAAGAGAUUUACCGUAUUACCGCUUGACGUACCAUCGUUAACACGAUGGCUGAUGGAGCAGAGGGACGCCUCAAAAAUAUUGGAGAUGCGCGAGGAGAUGUUGGCUUUGAUAGGAAGCUGGGCUAAUGUACACUAUUCAUCUCUGGCUCCCUCUUCUGGUCUCCAAGGGUUCGAGACAAAUCCACUAACUGGCCGCUGGCUUGUUGUAGACGAAACGGGGGGUCUCUUAACGUCCUCGAUUGCCGAGAGGAUGGGAAUAUUAUACCCUGAGCCUCACUCAGUCUUUCCUGUCACCAGCAAACUAGCUCCGCUAUCCGACUAUGAUGCGGAGAUACCUUUCGCCACAUCUAACACUAUAACUUUGGUCCAUAACAACGCUCAACCAAACCUAAGUCUCAUGAAGUAUUUCUCCUAUAUCCCUGACAGCCCAAUGAUAACAGAUGGCAAAUCGAGAUUCCCACAUCCUCUGUCAACGCAUCUCCUACCCAUAAACUGGCUACAGCUACUCAAGCCUCAUCAAGAUACUACCUACGCCACAACUUUUCCUCAAAUGACCGCUGACGAACUGAACAAUAUGAAAAGCAGCAAAAGGGGUAACUACUAUCGCAAGCAGCGGAGAUGGGCACGUGCGCGAUACAUUGUGUCACAGACAUUACAUGGAGACUUUGAUGGCUUAGUCGUAGCCUCUCAUAUGGAUCCAAUUAGUGUCCUUAGACCUUUGUUACCUUUACUGAGAGGAGGUGCUCCGGUAUGCGUCUACAGUCCAUAUAUUGAACCAUUGACCACUUUGGCCGACGUAUUUAGUACGAGCCGGCGAACCGCUUUCAUACAAAGCCCUCCCCAAGACUUUGCAUGUCUUGAGUCGUCCAUCUCUCAAUCGCCAUCAGUAAUGAGAGAUAUAUCUCUUAAUAACUCGCACUUUAUCCAUCCUCUAGAACUGGUAAGUAAAGAGGCCUCGACUCCUGAAAAGGAAAACAACACUAUUAAAGAUAUGUCAACGAAAACACUCACCAAAGCUACAUGGCCCGGAUCCGAAGAUUUCCCCCUCAAUCCUACCCUACUUCUGAACGCUACUGUCCAUUCUGCGCAAAUACGCGAGUGGCAGGUACUACCUGGACGAACGCACCCUUUGAUGACUGGACGCGGUGGAGCAGGGGGAUAUAUAUUCACUGCUACUAAGGUCUUACCAGCCGAGGGACGCGUCGAGGCUAGAGGCAAAUUCGGAAGGAAAAGGGGCGGCGAGAAUGAUUGUAAAGAUGAUGAACAAAAAAAGGCCAAGAAAGAAGGUGAGUUAUUGAUGAAAAUCGACUCUACGGAGUAG
This is a messenger RNA of Blumeria graminis f. sp. triticale, 1854 nucleotides long. The record is from the annotation of a GenBank genome assembly. NCBI's taxonomy places the organism in Eukaryota, Fungi, Ascomycota, Leotiomycetes, Helotiales, Erysiphaceae.